UACUUGCCUUGCCUGCUCUACCGGGGAUAAUUAGCAGUGUAAAGUAUCUACCUUGCUGUUACAAAAACUACAGACAGGUUUGCUGCAGCAAAUUGGACUGCAGUAACUGAUCUGAAUUCGCCUUACCUACCUGAGCAAAAGGUUAGUUCCUUGGUGAAGGUGGCAGCCUAAGACUGAGAGACAGGGGACAGACAAGGCAGGGAAGUGGGAGGUUGCUGUGUUGGGAGCAAACUAGAUCUGGAUCAACUCAUGUGAUCCCUGAAGUCUCUGAAGUUCCCUCUUUUCUAGGAAAAACUUCACUACUUCUGUUACCAAGAAUGUUUUUAUAUUAAUGGAAGAAAUGACAUGUCUGAUAGUAAUGAAUAUGCUCUGUUUUGCAAUUGUAUUUCUGACUCUUCAAUACUUUGAAAGCAAAAAGGCUUGACACCUAAAGUGAAACUCUAGUGAGAAAAAACAAGGCUUGUUUAUUCAGGAAGGGUGGAUAGAAAGCAAAAAAGGUUAAAUCAUCUGUGCACACCAACUAAUGCAGCUUAAUGUUUUUUAACCUCAGAGAUCCUCAAGGUCUAAAUUGUUAGGUUUGCAACUUUAAAUCUGUUUUCUGCCCGCAAGCUGAAAUCAAUGUACCCCCAAAUUAGGUUCCAUUAAAUUAACCCUAACCUGACCAGUUCCAGUCUGGGUAUCAAAGUCAAAUUUGCAAAUCAUAUCCUGAAAUAUGACAUGCAACAUGUAAUGCUCUGUGCUGCUUGACAGAAGAGGAAGAAAACACUUAAAGUGCCUCUUGGGAGCUAUACUGAUGUGAGAGAUGAUACCAGUUGUGUUCUGUGCACUUGUGUUUGUUUGGUGCGUCCUGCAGUUGAGAACAGAUUCAACAGAUCUUGACAGGUUUCUGAAAAAAAAUCUUGUCCAGAAAAGAAGAUCCUCGAAUCCCUAACUCCUUGUCUUACAGGUGAGCCUUGAGGACACUUGGGAGACUGUAGCUUCUGAAUGCAUGACCUUCCUCUGUGAUUAGAAGAAUGGGGAAGGACAAGAAAGAAGAGGCCAUCUUUCUGAGGCAAAAGAUAACUUUGCUGAGGGCUUUCUCGCUCCUCAUCGGCAGCAUGGUUGGCAGUGGCAUCUUUAUCUCCCCAAAAGGAGUACUGAAAAACACUGGCACUGUGGGUUUCUCCCUGGUUGUCUGGUUUGCCUGUGGGCUCCUCUCAAUGUUUGGUGCCUUGUGUUAUGCAGAGCUUGGAACAAGAAUCACCAAGUCUGGAGGACAUUAUAUCUACAUUUUGGAGACGCUAGGGCCUCUGCCAAGCUUCUUAUUCCUGUGGGCAGAGUUUUUUGCUAUCAGGCCUGCCAACAGUGCUGUGGUUGCCUUGGCGUUUGGACGGUACAUGCUGGAGCCAUUCUUCGCCCCCUGUGCAGCCCCUGUCCCUGCAGUGAAGCUUGUGUCUCUCAUGGGGUACUACAUGGUCCUCACCCUCAAUUCCUGGAGUGUCACCUGGAGUGCCCGGCUGCAGACGGCUCUCUCCGUUGUUAAACUCCUGGCUCUUGCACUCAUCAUCGUGCCAGGGAUGAUGCUGCUGGCCCAGGGCCACACCGAAAACUUCCAGGAUGCUUUUGACAGAGAGUCAUUGGUUUUGGAUACGCUCCCCCUGGCUUUUUACGCAGGCAUGUUCGCAUAUUCAGGCUGGUUUCAGGCCAGUUUUGUGCGCGAAGAGUUGGUCAGACCUGAACGAAAUAUCCCCCUGGCUGUCAUCAUCUCUGUGAUCACGGUAAUUGUGGGGUACAUGCUCACCAAUGUCUCCUAUUACACAGUCCUGGGAACACAAGAUGUUCUGGCUUCUCCUGCUGUGGCUGUGAGCUUUGUGCAGCGAGCCUUCAAAAGCCUGAUCUCUGUGGUCCCUGUCCUUGUCGCACUGUCCUGCUUUGGAACCAUGAAUGGAGGAAUCUUCACAUUUUCAAGGACUCUGUUUGUGGCUUCCAGGGAAGGACAGUGGCCUCCUCUCUUCUCCAUGAUCCACAUUCGAAGGCAUACACCCCUUCCUGCUGUCAUGUUAAUGUUCCCUUUGGUCACUGCCAUGGUGUGUGUUGGAGAUAUCUACCAUCUAAUGAACUUCUUCAGCUUUUCCCGAUGGCUCUUCAUAGGAUUAGCCACCCUGGGGCUCAUUGUCCAUCGCCACCGUCACCCGGAGCUGCACAGCCCAUUCAAGGUUCCUCUGUUUGUUCCUGUCUCUUUUACCAUCAUCUGCCUCUUCACAGUGGCUAUGUCUUUCUACUCAGACCCUGUGAGCAUUAGCAUCGGAUGCACCGCGGUUUUAAGUGGUUUUCCAGUCUACUACGUCCUAAUUCACAGGCAGAUGUCAGACCGUUGCCGUAACCUGUUUUAUUAUCUUACACACAAACUACAGUUACUGCUGGAAGUUGUCCAACAAGAAAUCAAGACUUAUUGAGAAAACUGUCAGAACUCACAGGAGAAAAUAAAAUCUACUUACUCCA
Messenger RNA from Lepidothrix coronata (blue-crowned manakin), 2481 nucleotides. Its product is annotated as cystine/glutamate transporter-like. Gene Ontology annotation, molecular function: L-amino acid transmembrane transporter activity. Gene Ontology annotation, cellular component: membrane. The record is from RefSeq and is a predicted model, not a curated record. Gene Ontology annotation, biological process: amino acid transmembrane transport. Lineage: Eukaryota; Metazoa; Chordata; Aves; Passeriformes; Pipridae. The coding region runs from base 1014 to 2435 and encodes 473 amino acids. The transcript has 12 exons.